Molecule: messenger RNA, 3688 nt
Organism: Striga asiatica
Lineage: Eukaryota; Viridiplantae; Streptophyta; Magnoliopsida; Lamiales; Orobanchaceae
Source: the annotation of a GenBank genome assembly
AAAACGUCCACAAAAGGCCAAAUAGCUGACGAGACUCGAAAAGCGAUAGCUCACUGCUCACGACAAGAUUAAAAUCAAUUUCACGGGAAAAAUUAAACCCCAUAUCUUGAAGAAAAAAAAUAAUUUUUCAUAUCUUGAAGAAAAAAAAUGAUUUGAGGAAAAAGAAGGACAUAGAUUAGUGUAGCAGAUAAAGAAUGCUCGAGGUAGAAUAAAGGGCUCUCUUUGGUUGGCUUCGCUUUUCCUUUCUAUGUGUUCCAGCCCAACUCGUGUACUCCAUUAAAGCUUCAAAAGCACUAAUAUAAUCACCUGAAUAAUUUCAGAUAAAGUUUAAAGUGAGAUGAGUGAAAAAAAAAAAGAGGAAAUGUAAGUUAAAAGAAAAUUGUCUCUGUUAUGAAGUCAUAUAUAUUAAUAGCUGUCAAUAAAGUGUAUUACUUCAUGCAAACCUUGUUGUCAGUUCUACACUUGUCUUUUUCUGAGCAUGGUGUCAUUGUUUUGCUCUCUUUUCUAGUGCUACUGCUACCAAUUUUGUUUAACUGUCUCCACUAUUAUUCUAUCCUUCUUGCCACUGAAUUUCAGAAAAAGAUUUCUAGGUCUUCUUCACAAACCCAAAUUGUUUUUUUUUUUUUAAUCGAUCUCUUUACAGUGGGAAAAAUGGCAUUUUCUUUUGGGACUCUUCAGUUAGGUCAUGUUUGGAAGUUUGUGUUUGCUUAAUUUGAAGGUAAGUGUUCUGCCCUGUUGGUGAAAUUCAGCAGUAAAGGAAGUUGAAGUUGAUUGAACUUUUGUGGCUGGUUGCUUCAUUUGAGGGUUGUUCAGUUCUGUUCAGGCAAGAUGGGUUCACGUAAAGGCACUCUGAGAAAGACUAUACUGAGCUUCAUCACUGAAAACCUUUGAAUUGAGCUUCAUCUCCUCUGAUUUUCUGAUUCUUUUCUCUAUCGCUCUUUUUUUCCUUAGCCAGAUUAUUUUCUUAAUAUGGGAAAACAAGUAGUCCAUAGAGCAAUGCUAUUAUUUCCAUUCAUCAUAUUCCUUUCCCUUUCUAAUGCAGAGCAUCUACAAUCAUCCCAAGUACAAGUUCUUUUGCAAAUCAAAUCCCUCCUAAACUCUCCACCUUAUCUCAAAACAUGGAAUAAAAACACUAAUUUUUGCAAUGCCGAGCCUUCUGAAAAUCUAACUCUUGUCUGCUAUGAAGAAAGAAUAACUCAGCUGCACUUAGUCGGAAAUCUCGAAACUCCUCGACUGUCCAAUAAUUUCUCGACUGAUUCCUUUUUCACCACGCUCUCAAAACUUCCCAGCUUAAAAGUCCUCACAUUAGUAUCACUCGGCUUAUGGGGACCUUUGCCUACCGAAUUCGUGCGUUUAUCAUCCCUCGAAAUAGUUAAUCUUACUUCAAAUUUUUUCCAAGGCCAAAUACCUCAGUCUAUAUCUUCACUACAACACCUUCAAACUCUUAUACUCGAAGCUAAUAAUUUCACCGGUGUGCUUCCUGACAAACUCGGUUCACUUUCAGCAUUAGCUGUCUUGAACGUAAAAGGCAAUUCUUUAUACGGAAACUUGCCGAAAUCGCUCGAGGAUUUGGAAAACCUCAGAGUCCUUGUGCUGUCUAAUAACAACUUCUCCAGUGAAGUGCCUGAUUUUAGUGGCUUAACUAACCUUCAAACGCUCGACUUGGCGAAUAAUUCUCUCGGGCCUCGUUUUCCUUCGGUUGGCGAUAAAAUCGAGGCAAUUGUGCUUAAAAACAACAAAUUCACGUUUAGUAUUCCCGAGAAAGUCGAGUCGUUUUAUCAGCUAAAAACUUUAGAUAUUUCGUCCAACAGAUUUGUGGGGCCCUUUCCUGUGCCUAUUUUAUCUCUUCCGUCGAUUGCUUAUCUUGAUAUCUCGGGAAAUAAACUCACGGGCAUGCUGUCUGAAAAUGUGGCCUGCAAUGAGGGGCUUUAUUUUGUCAACUUCACUGAUAAUCUGUUGACGGGUAAACUGCCAACUUGUUUGUUGUCUGGCUCGGAAAAUAGAAUAGUGACUUAUGGUGAGAAUUGCUUGCAAAAUGGAGAUAUAAAUCAACAGCCGGUUUCGUUUUGCAAGAAUGCGGCUCUAGCUGUUGGGAUAUUGCCCCAUUUGCGUAAGAAAAAACGAGCAAAGAAAGUGAUUCUUGGUUUGAGCAUAUGUGGAGGAGUUUUUUCGGGCGCGGUUUUAGUUUGUGUAAGUUUUUUGGUAGUUAAGAAGUUUCUUGCAAAGAGGGAAUCACGAAAAAAGGGCAUGACAAGAUCUACAGCUGAAAAUGCAGCCACAAGCUACACUUCGAAGAUUCUUAAGGAUGCAAGAUAUAUAAGUCGAGCAAUGAAGCUAGGAGCACUGGGGCUUCCAGCUUAUAGGACGUUUUCAGUUGAAGAGCUUAAGGAGGCAACUAAUAAUUUUAACACAUCUGCUUCCAUGGGAGAAGGUUCUAAUGGUCAGAUGUUGAUUUCUGCCUUUUGUUUUGAUUUCUUGAUGUUGUGUAUUGGCGAGUGCCUAGCUCGUGUCGUUUGUCUCAUUGAGAUGUACAAAGGUCGAUUGAGGGAUGGGUCCCAUGUUGCGAUUAGGUGCCUUAAAUUGAAAAGAAAUCAAAACACUCAAUAUUUCAUGCCUCAUGUAGAGAUGAUAUCCAAACUCAGACAUCACCAUUUGGUGAGUGCUCUUGGACAUUGCUUUGAGUAUUACUUGGAUGAUUCAAGCGUGAGCAGGGUAUUUCUUGUCUUCGAAUAUGUCCCGAAUGGAACUCUAAGAAGCUGGAUAUCGGAGUGGCGUGUAAGAAGGAAGCUAACAUGGGCUCAGCGUAUAGCAGCUGCAACAGGGAUAGCAAAGGGUAUACAGUUCCUUCAUACAGGGAUUGUGCCUGGUCUUUUUGCCAAUAAUAUUCAAAUAACCGAUGUUUUGCUCGACCAGAACCUUGUUUCGAAAAUAAGCAGUUACAACCUGCCUUUGCUAACAGACAACAUGGGAAAAGACCAAAUCCAAAAUUUUCUUGGUGAAUCGAAGGGGAUUAAGCGUUCAAGGGCAAAGUAUCAAGACAAGCUGGACAUACACGACUUUGGAGCAAUCUUACUGGAAAUCAUCUCUGGCAGGCCCAUUAGUUCCAGGAACGAACUCGAAGCAGUUAAAUGCCAGUUUGAAGCCAGCACAAUAGUCGAUGACGUAUCAAGAAAGAGCUUAGUGGACCCUGCAGUGAAGAACACAUGCUCGGCUGAAUCUGUAAAAACGAUGAUGGAGAUGUGCUGCAGGUGCUUGCACGAGAAUCCAGCUGAACGGCCCUCGAUUGAAGAUGUGCUAUGGAAUUUGCAGUUUGCUGCUCAGGUGCAAGACGCCUCCCAAAGCAGUGAGGGCUCUCCUAUUUCCCCUCCGCAAUCUUCAAGUUUAAAGUUGACCUUGAAAAUAGUAGGUGAUGAAUUGUGACAGUUUGUAAGUAUUAACUAUUAGGUUGUUCACAGUUUGUUUUUUAUUUUAGUUUUCCUUUUGUUUUUCUCUCUUUCUCCAUUCUCAUAUGAUAGUAUGGUAUGCUUAGUUUUCUUUCCAGAGUAUGGUGAUAAACUUUUAUGAGAAUGUUUGUUGUAAACUUAGUAGUUGAUGAGCAAAUACCUCCAGAUCGGAAAUAAACCGGCGAUAAGCCGCGAGUCAGUCGUAUCCCUGAAUAUGUCCUCAUGGACGUGCAAAAUUCACCGAG